AACAAAUGCGCGAAAGGUCUAAGUUGACUUCCUGCUAGCAGACAAUUUUCACUGAUGAAUAGAAGAGGAAGGGAAAAGACAGCUUUCCUCACUCACAAUGAAACCAGAUGAGAUGAUAACAGUUCCAGACUUUAUUCGAGAAACAUGGGAGGAUUUCAAUUCCCCCACGACGUCCACCUUCACUACCAAAAUGAGCGUAUGUCGUCAGACAGUUUACAGCUUGGAAGAAACGUUGGAUAUCGACCGCAGCAGCCUGACCAAGAUGAAGAAGUCGGUGAAGGCGUUGUACAACACGGGCAACA
Messenger RNA from Aplysia californica (California sea hare), 302 nucleotides. RefSeq names its product arf-GAP with SH3 domain, ANK repeat and PH domain-containing protein 1. Gene Ontology annotation, biological process: positive regulation of GTPase activity. Lineage: Eukaryota; Metazoa; Mollusca; Gastropoda; Aplysiida; Aplysiidae. Gene Ontology annotation, cellular component: cytoplasm. The record is from RefSeq and is a predicted model, not a curated record. Gene Ontology annotation, molecular function: GTPase activator activity; protein binding.